Molecule: messenger RNA, 1212 nt
Organism: Psilocybe cubensis
Lineage: Eukaryota; Fungi; Basidiomycota; Agaricomycetes; Agaricales; Agrocybaceae
Exons: 4
Coding region: 1-1212 (403 amino acids)
Biological process (GO): proteolysis
Molecular function (GO): cysteine-type endopeptidase activity
Source: RefSeq, a predicted model, not a curated record
AUGUCCGAGCCCCAAACAGACGACAACUCUGCUACUCAGUGGCACCAUGGCCCGAUCACCUCGAGACUAUUCGCUUUGAUUAUCGGCAUUAAUACAUACGAUGAUUCCAAGUACUUUUUUAAUCUGCGAGGCGCCCGGGCAGAUGCGCUUCGUCUCAAGGCGUACUUGGAGGAAAGCCUCCUGGUUCCAGAAACUCACAUAAAACUUCUACUGGACAAGCAAGCCAGUCGACAGAAAAUCCUGGAAACCUUAGAGGAACUGGCCAACGAUAAACGCAUCGUCAGAGAUGAUCCGCUACUCAUAUUUUUUGCUGGUCAUGGGACAGAGAUCGAAGAUGUGGUGGACGGGGAGAAAAGCAAGAUACAAAUGAUUGUCCCAGCUGAUUACAUUGCCAUCCCCGAUUUCAUUAUUGGCAGGCUACUUGACUACAUUGCUGAUAACAAAGGCAACAACAUCACUGUAAUUUUUGAUUGCUGCAAUUCUGCAUCGGGCACACGCGGCUCGAUUGUCACCAGCAACCCAUCCGCUCCCUUGACUCGCGCUAUUGAUCCAAGCCAUGUCAAAUAUAAGAAAGACCUCGACCAGGUGUUGCUACGGAGAAUUCGACGAGCGACACAGGAUGGACUUAGAAAGUUGGGAGUACAAUCGCACAUGCUACUAGCAGCCUGCCAAUCCUCCGAAGAAGCCAGAGAAAAAAACGGCUUCGGUGUUUUCAGUUCUGCAUUGCUAAAUCUCUUUAAAGCCAAACCACCGACCAUCCUCCGAUACUGCGAUAUUCUUGACCAGAUGGAUGUUAUAUUAGGGCAAAAUCCUCAAUGCCAAGGCCCCUUCCAGGACAGGAUGUUAUUCGACGGAAAAUGCAAAACUCGCUCCAUCAAAAGCAAAUUCAAGGUUCAAACUGGGCCCUUCCGAGAUCCAAUGUCAAAUAUGACCAUCCACGCAGGUAGCGCCCACGGAGUCACUAAUGGUGCCGUGUUCGAGGUUUAUGACUCUGUGGAUGCCUCAUUCACACGGCCCCUGGCAAGGGCCACCGUUCAACCAGUGAUCAGGGCAUUUUGUUCCCCUGCAAUCUUGGAUCCAGGACACUCCCUACACAAAUAUGAUUCCAAAACGCUUGUCGCCAUCCAAGUCAGAUCCGGAGAGAAGGAAGCCCUUCGUCUAUACGUACCUCCUGGUGAUCCUUUCCGCAAAAUCUAUUCCGACGCGAUUUAA